Molecule: messenger RNA, 142 nt
Organism: Funneliformis caledonium
Lineage: Eukaryota; Fungi; Glomeromycota; Glomeromycetes; Glomerales; Glomeraceae
Source: the annotation of a GenBank genome assembly
UUUAGUUCCUAAUCCAAAUAAUAAAUCUAAUGCAAAAGCAGUAUGCAUUUUUUGUAGUUCAAAAAAUGGUGGUAUUCAAGCAGCAGCAUUAAUACCUGGGUGUUAUACAACAAAUAAGGCUAAUUAUGCCACGCUCAUUUAG